AGGCCAUGGUAGCAAAUGAUAAACACAUUUUUGAAGAAGAAGAUGGCCACUGGUUUUGCCCUGGCAAAUGAAGAUCUUCUUCAAAACAUACUCUCCAGAUUACCUGCCUUAUCUUUUGCAUCAGCUGCCUGUGUUAGCAAAUCUUGGAACAAAGUUUGCAACCGAAUUCUCUCUCGCCCAAAGCUCUCUUCCGCACUCUCCCUCUCCCCUUCUCAUCAUGUUGCUGUAGAAGAGGUUCUCAACAAGGUUCUGUCUGAGCCUAUUCGUCCACACUUCGCAAUCGCCUGUGUUGGACUGCAGUUUAACUUGACAGCCACUCACCAACUUAUUGCUGAGAAACUGGGCUCUAGAAUCCCUAUAAUUACUAACGCUGCAACUGGUAUUAUUGGUAGGGAUGCCGGUACAAAUGAACUCAGAGAGGUGAAAUGGGAAAUACUUGAAGAGAUUGGCCUUGACCAGGGAGAAAAUAAUUUCGUGACUGAUCAACUUGAUUAUUGCGGAAUCGUCUUGGUUAUUGGAUAUGUACCUGGACUAAAAGUUGACGCCAUCCCCCUUUUACGACCCAAAACGGAACCUAGAGUCACCAUGGUUGAUACAUUUCUGAAGGAUAUCAGGGAUUACACAGCCUCUGUUUCAGAUUGCACGUCCCCUGAUGGGAUCAUAUUAUUUGGAGACCAACGGAUCGACUUGAAACCCAUCCUCGCGGAAAUGGAUUAUGGCAUGCAUGAAGAAACAGUCAUCGUGGGUGAUGCAAGUGCCUGCUUCUUGUUUAAAAGUGGGGAUGAUUCUCGGAUAUACGAUGGGAAUUCCUACUUCUUCGAUGCUGUUGCUCUUGUAUUUGCAAGGGACAAGUCAGAUGCAUUCAAAGGAGAAAUUAAAUUCCAUCUUGCCUUGUCGAUUGGUGUACUACCAUUUGGUCCCAAACUCAAGGCUGUUUCUGUACGAAUUCACAACUCAGAUUGUUCCUGGUUGACUGCAAGAAUGGAAGGAUAUCAAGAAAUUCUAGAUAGCGAGGGACUUCUAGAAGAUAUCAAUGAUCAGAUUGAUGAUGAGUAUCCAUAUUUGUACAUUGGGGUCACACAUCAAAGGGAACGCUCCAUUGGCUUACAGAAUUCAGGAUCAAGAUCACAUCUAGCUUUAUACGAAGUCUUAGGAGGAAGCGAAGAGUACUUUGCUGUUGAUGGUAUUGGCAUAAAACCUGGUGAAUCCUUCAUAUUCUACCACUCAGAUUCCGACACUGCAUCAUCUUCUAGUGGAAAUGCAUUCGAAGACAUCAGCAUCCUGAAGGCAGCUGAUCACCAUUGCACAAGCAGGGGUGUUAAGAAAGAAGUUUUGGGAGGUCUAAUAUUUUCUUGCUGUUCUCGAAGCGAGUCACUUUCUGCGCGUGGUAAUGUUGAAAGCUUGCCAUUGAGCAACAACUUUCCUGGCAUCCCACUGGCAGGAGUGUUUUGUGCUGGAGAAAUAGGACGUGGGGGUGGGUCCGCAAGUUUAAUUAGGCAAGAAGAAAAUGCUGCGGAAGUUUGCUCAAUGUCAAGUCGAUGCUUUUUGCAUCAUUACAGCACAGUUUAUUUGGUUAUGUCAUACACUCCACCACUUUUAACAUCAAUGGAUACCAGGCAACCAUCUUCGUCGAAUAACAACUACAAAACUGAAAGUGAGCUCGUUCUGAAGAACGAAGGUCUUCUCUAUAGCAUAUUGUGUAAACUUCCCGCCUGGUCCUUUGCUUCAUCAGCAUGCGUUUGCAAAACUUGGCACAAAGUCUGCAAUCAAAUCCUCGCUUGCCCUAAAAUAGCCUCCGCUUUUUCCCUCAACACUACUCCUCGGAUUUCUGUAAAAGAGGUUGUUGAUAAGGUGCUAUCAGCGCCCAUUCGACCGCAUUUUGCCAUUGCAAACGUUGGCAGAGGAUUUGACUUUGAUCAGACUAUCCAAUGGUUAGCUGGAAGUUUGGGAUCCCAAACUCGAAUUAUUGUAUCACGUGCUCAUGGAAUAAUGGGCAGACAUGCUAUUACUGAUCAGUUUCGAGAGGUGAAAUUUGUGGAUAUUGAUGAUUAUCCUUGUAUACAAGAAGGAAGUUCAGGCAUUGUAUUGACAGUAGGCUUUGUUCCAGGACUAAAAGUUGAUGCUAUUCCGCUAUUACAACAGAAGAGGGCAUCUCAAGUGGCUAUGAUUGAUCAAUUUGUGAUGGAUAUUAGGAAUUACACAAUCUCUGUCUCAGACUGUGCAUCUCCAGUCGGGAUUAUAAUGUUUGGAGAUGAAGAUGCUGACCUGAAACUUGUCAUUGAAAAGUUGGAUUAUGCCUUGUCUAUGGAAACUGUCAUUGUGGGUGAUCAGAGAUGCCAGUUCUUUUAUAGAAGUGGGAAUCAAUUAAGAAAUGUUUGUGAAAGCAUAGUAUACGAUGCUGUUGCUCUUGUAUUUGCAAGUGAUAAAGACAAACUCCAUGAUACAGGGAAAAUUCAGUUCCAUCUUGCAUUGUCGAAAGGUGUUGCAGCAAUAGGUCCAAGGCAUAAGGCAGUUUCUGUUAGAGCAAAUAACCGUGAUCCCAUCACAUGGCUCACUGCCAGAAGGGAAGGAAAUCAACAGAACCUUGAUGGUCAACAAAUCUUAGAUCAUAUACAUGAUGAGAUGGGAAAUGAUGUUCAAUGUCCUGAACUGUACAUCGGAGUUACAAAACGAAGAAAGUGCUCCAUCGGGUCAGAAAAGCCAGGGCUGAUUACUUCCUUGGCAUUCUAUGCCGUUGUUGAAGGAGACGAGCAGUACCUUUAUGUUGAUGGUCUUGGUAUCAAAAGUGGUGACUAUUUCCAGUUUUACUAUCCAGAUACAGCUACUGCAUUAGCUUCAUGUCGUAAUAUCAACACAAAGUUCAGAAAUCUAAAGGCAGAGUACGAUUCCAGAAGUUGCCUCCACAAAAGGGGUAUUGCUGAUAGUGUUGGUAAGGAAGUACUAGGAGGUUUUAUUUUCUCCUGCUGUGGCCGCGGAGAUCCAUUCUUUGGAUGCUGUAAUGUUGAUAGUUACCCAUUUAUGGAGAACUUUCCUGCAGCUCCAUUGGCAGGAAUAUUUUGUGGUGGGGAAAUCGGACGUGGAUCUUCCAAUUUAAUGGGGCAAGAAAGUCAAGAAGGAAGCUCUCCUCGUUCCAGUCUGCAUUUUUAUGGCACGGUUUUCUUGUUGAUGUCAUAUACACCAGCUUGUCCAGAGCAUUAGGCCUUGCUUACAGCUUUCAUGUCAAGAUGGGCGUACUUAGUUGAAAAUGACUAAACUCUCGCUAGGUUUUUUUUUUUUUUUGUUUUCUGUUUCCAGUUCUCUACAUGAAAGAAGUUAGGGGCUGGGCUGAAUGGGAGUGAAAUGAAUGUAUCUAGAUGAAGGACUCUUCCGUAAAGUCUGAAUUGCGUAAAAUAUUGGAUUUGCGUCGAACAUUUCUUGUAGGACACUUAGAUUGUGCAUAAAUUAUAGAAAGGGAAGAAACCUUACAUAAUUAUUUAUUCUAUUGAUGGUUUGGAGUGAAUUGUCAUGACUAUCACUCAUGAUAGUUUGGAUUUAUGUAAUUGAUGAGAUAAAAAUGUUGUUUGUUAACUUAGUCUUAGAGGGUGCAUGUUGUUGUUCCGCGAAAGAAUACCAUUUUCGUCCCUGAGGUUUGGACGGAGAAACCCUUGGGUCUAGUUAAAUAUUUUAGUAGUAUUAGAGUCCUUUUCAAUUGUCAGAGU
This is a messenger RNA of Pistacia vera, 3698 nucleotides long. RefSeq lists its product as uncharacterized. Lineage: Eukaryota; Viridiplantae; Streptophyta; Magnoliopsida; Sapindales; Anacardiaceae. The record is from RefSeq and is a predicted model, not a curated record. Gene Ontology annotation, biological process: protein polyubiquitination; positive regulation of proteasomal ubiquitin-dependent protein catabolic process. Gene Ontology annotation, molecular function: protein binding. The coding region runs from base 16 to 3198 and encodes 1060 amino acids. The transcript is spliced from 20 exons.